Paramuricea clavata is the source of this 7382-nucleotide messenger RNA. The record is from the annotation of a GenBank genome assembly. Lineage: Eukaryota; Metazoa; Cnidaria; Anthozoa; Malacalcyonacea; Plexauridae.
GGGAAGAGUGAACUUUAAUUCUUCAGAAAGGUUAGGAACGAUUGUCAUCCAACAGCGAAGAAAGAAGCAUCUGAUCAGUGUGGCUCAACAUUAUACAUCUUUAGACCGUUUAAUUUUUUUUCCCAAUCAAUCAAAACCUGGAAUAUUAUUUAAAGGUCAGUGUUAGUAAUGGAUUAUACUCUUAUUGCAUCCACACCGGGCAAGCUGAACAGUUUCCCCGACUACGGUGGGUAUCGAACCCGCGACCUUUGGGAUGCUAGUCCAAAUCCAAUGCUCUACCUUGUAGCUCAGUUGGUAGAACAUUGGAUUAGUAUACCAUUAAUUAAGGUAUUGUUAAAAGUUGAAACUUUUUUCCGACGGAAAAUUUGUGUCGGCCAAUCACAAUUUACAAAAUUUCUUUCUGCGGAAAAUUUUCCUGAAUGAAAAUGGGCCUUAAAGGCCCAUUUCCACACUGAAGAAAAAUUUCCACGGACAGACAAUUUUCCGAAAAUAUCAUUGUUAAAAGUUGAAAAGUUUUCAACUUCAAAAUUUUUUUCCGACGGAAAAUUUGUGUCGGUCAAUCCCAUUUCACAAAAUUUUCUUUCUGCGGAAAAUUUUCCUGAAUGGAAAUGGACCUUACGUCGUCGUCAAAAUAUUUCGAUUAUCAAAUUUUUCAAAUUUAAUAUUAACUAAAUACAAUUAUAACGUUGUUUAUCCCAUGUUACACCUAUAGGUACCAAGUAUGCCCAAGAUGGUCCCCGCCACAUCAAGCAGACACGGCAUUAUUCGCUCGCACUCUUCAUUGUGAUUUGGAUCGUGUGUGCCUUGGCGGUGAUCGUGACCCUAGCCUUGUUGUAUUUCAACUUUAAAAAUAGAGAAAUAAGGUACGUCGUGGUCGAUAAGGCAAAAACAACUCUGGGUUUCCUGUUUCUCGACCAUACCUAGCUUUUGCUCAGCCUAGACCUAGACCUAGGCCUUCUAUUUUUAUUACUUUUUAAUAUUCAGUGCUUUUUCACAUGAGAAGACUGGGAGGAGGCAAUACCAUGGCGAUACAAACCUGCCAAAGAUGCUAGCCCGAAAUUGACCAACCUGCCAACCAUGUAAAGGCCUAGGUCUAGGCUGACUUUUGCCCACUGAAAUCGCCGACACUAAUGGGCCAUUCUAUUUAAUAUAGGCACACACCCUCCCCAUUGAGGGGUCCCUUCAUAAUCCCCUUAGGAUAUAAAAAAUUUGGAACCCCCUUGGAUGCAAUUUGUGGAAGUUAGCCCAGAGGAUAUCUUACUAACCCCGUUAGGAUAUUGUUUUUCCCCUCUUCGAUAUCACUAAUACACCUAAUUUUUGCCAUUUUUUAAAAAAUCUCUCAAGCUGCCAUCUAGGAAAAUUUAAGAUGAAGACCCCUCCUCCCCCAUUGGAUAUCCAGACCCUUAAUAGGGGAGGGGGUGCACAUAUUUAAUGAAUGGCCCAAUCUUUUUAUCUGAAGUUUGCAAAGAGUUUGAAGAAAUUUUUCGUACCCAGUUUGUGGCGUUAGUUUUGUACUCACUAUAUAAAGUUGAUAUGAUAUUUAGCAGAUGUUUGUACCAUCUGUGCAGUAUAUCAUGCAUUCUCAAAAACAAACAAAACCCGACCUACGUUUUUGCAACAAGAAAUAGGAAACCCAGAGUUUUUUGGCCUAAUCAUGAGGCCUAAGCAAACCGUAUAGUUUACGUCGCUUGGAUUAGUUGUGCGCCUUGUGCCAGUUUUAUUUAUUACGAGAAAUUGUUGAGCAGUAAUAGGCAAUUCCAGCUUUUAGUUUAUGCCUGCAGGGGAUGAUGGGAAGUAAGGUAUCAUAUUGCUGAUUAUGCUGAAAAAUUUCAAUAAAAACUCCCGAAACAACCGAAAUAUUUCAAUAUUUACAAGUAUAAGCUAUCACUCCGUGUUUACACGGCCAGCAUUUUUAGUUUUUCAGCAUAAUCAGCAAUGUGAUACCUUACUUCCCAUCGUCUCCUGCACGCAUAAACUAAAAGCUGGAAUUGCCUAUUCCGUCCUGUGCCAGUUUCUUUGUUGGCUUGUCGUGCUUUUGAUCCUUGUGCACCAAUAUGUUUCCCUUGAAUCUGACUCGUGGUACUUGUGUGAAAAGAGUCGGUCAACGCUCUACCGAAAGUCGUGGGUUUUCUCUGAGUGCCACGGUUUCCUCCCACAGGGAAUGUUGACGGGGUGGGUUGGGAUAAGCGCCACACUAACCCAACCAUUGUUAGCUGCGCUCUGUAAUCAGUUGAUGAGAGUUGACUGGAUAUUACUGCGCGCGUAGCGAAAACUCUCAUCAACUGUCAUCAAAAUUUGAACCAGCUCAAAGUUGGCGAGAGUUGACGUUCAAACACGAGCAAUAGUUGUAAUUAUUAUAUGGCUUUUCAAAAUUCUCUAUUCUGAUUGGUUGACAAGCGGUCCGUAAAAACCCAUAUCCGGACCGUAGUCCGUAUUUUCCGUAUCUGGACCGAUGUUCCGGAUGUCGUUUAUCUGGCGGGAAAUUUUUGCUUUGCAAACAGAAAAAAAUUUUGCUUUUCUAAUUUUCCAAUUGUGUGUCAUUAAAAUUUACAGAUAAAAAUUUCAAACAACCAAAUUGUUUUUUAUUGAGCAUGCAUGUCUACCGUAUAUUGUCACACAGUGAAACUGACGAUAGCCGAUUUAAUUAGCGCGAAAAGCAUAUGCUCACAGACUCAGUUCAGCCAUAUAAUAAACCGAUUAUUGACCUCACUUGUUCGGUCUGUACUGUGAAAUAUCAGACUAAAAAACCUCGGUCUGAUAUUUCACAGUACAGACCUCACGCUCGGUCCAUAAGCCGUUAUUCUCAUCAACUCUCGUUUCACCGAAGUUCAAUCUAAAAGUUGUCUUUUUUACUCAGAUACAUCAAGAUGUCUUCUCCUCAUGUGAACAAUAUCAUCAUAUUUGGUGGACUGCUGUGUUAUAUUAAAGUGUUUGUAGACACGUUAGACUCAAGAUAUGUUGGCCUGGAAACCUACGGUCGUUUCUGCAAUGUAAGUUGAUUGAAAAGUUCCGGCACAGACCUGCAAACUCAACGGUUUCUCUGGUGCAAUCGUCCGAGCAAGCGGGAGAAAACAAAGAGUGUUGCACUAACACUUAAUACCUCUUUUAGUUUUAAACUGUUCUCACUAGAGGUCCAUUAAGGAUCAUUUCUUAUUGAUCCAGUGUUACUACAGGAGGAAACCUAAACUAAACUAACUUUAUCUAUACUGGAUAGCUCUACCAGUUCUAAACUGUUAUUCCUAGAGGUCCAGUAAGGAUCAUCUCUUAUUGAUCCAAUGUUACUACAGGAGGAAACCUAAACUAAACUAACUUUAUUUAUACUGGAUAGCUCUAUCAGUUCUAAACUCUGCUUCCUAGAGGUUCAAUAAGGAUCAUCUCUUAUUGAUCCAGUAUUACUGCAUGAGGAAACCUAAACUAAACUAGCUUUAUUUAUACUGGAUAGCUCAUUAGUUCUAAACUGUUCUUCCUAGAUAUCCAGUAAGGACCAUCUCUUAUUGAUCCAAUGUUACUACAGGAGCAAACCUAAACUAAAUUUCUAUUUACCUGUUCCAUUUCUUUCUAGGCUCGGGUCUGGCUGAUGUCGCUUGGUUUCACCACAGCAUUUGGAGCUAUGUUCAGUAAAACAUGGAGAGUUCAUAGAAUAUUUACCGCUUCCAAGAAUUUCAGACGAGCGGUAUGAUUAGCAUUCAUAUUAUGAUCUUGAUGCUUGAUCUUAUAAGCUUUGAUAGUUUCAUUGAUAAAAUACUUUGUCGCUUACAUUUGCUUCAAACUCGAUUUCAAACGUUUAAUAUUGAUACUUUUUUUUCUAGGUAAUCAAAAAUUUUCAUCUGUAUGGCUUACUGUUCGCCUUACUGGCAGUGGAUUUUAUAUUAUUAACUGUAUGGAUGAUUGCAAGUCCUUAUAGAUCUGGAAUACUUCAACUACCUACAGAGGUAUGUAUCAGGAUUUAUAUUGGCCAUCUCAUUCGAUUGAACUACCUCGUACCCAGGCUCUUUCGUCCCGCGAGGAGCGUAGAGAUUUAGUAUUUUUGCACAAGUGAAUAUAACAAAUCCUACAAGUUGAUUGGUCAAAUUUGACGUAUUAAGCUGUUCUAUUCACCUACAGGUGAAUACAACAAAACCGGAAUUUGCAAAAUGGCGGCUAGCCGUUUUGUGGAAGUUACUGUCCAAUGCUCUACAAACUGGUAGUCUACCGACUUGACCUCAUAGCUCAGUUGGUAGAGCAUUGGACUGGCAAACCAAAGGUCGCAGGUUCAAUCCCCACCGCGGUCAAACAAAAUUUUCAGUUUGUUCGCUGUGGGCAAACUCAGAGAAACAUCACAAACCUAGGGCGCUUUCCAUUAAACACGGCCAGCCGGUCAGAACGGUCAAAUUAUUGAAUGGACACAGAACGUUUGGGCUUCGGAGCUAUCUGACCGGAACAUUUAGAUAAAAUUAGAAUGAGGUCCAUUUUCCUUAGAUAUUUGAGAAAUAUAGACCAGAUCUUCCCAUUGAUACAGAUAAAAGAAUUCGAGUCUGACCGGUCAGGCCAUUACAUGGAAAGCGCCCCUAUAUCCUUCACCUGAGUGCACAACAACAGAAUCAAUUCCUCUUUGUUGUUUUAAGGAAAACAAGGAAGAAGACGAAAUUAUUUAUCCCUACAUCUUCAAUUGUACUUCACAACACGAGAACUACUUCCUCAUAACCACCUUGGGAUGCAAAGGUCUGUUAUUGGUGUUCGGGAUCUUCCUCGCAUGGGAGACACGAAAUAUCGAAAUCAAGGCUCUGAAUGACUCCAAAUAUAUCGGUAUAUCUGUUUAUAAUGUUGUGAUAUUAUCUGUGGUUGGUGUUAUAUUGGCCACCUUGAUGUCGGGCUCUGAGUAUUAUAAUGUCUAUCUCGCAUUAAUGUCGCUCGUGGUUAUAUUAUGCACUGCUGCCACGCUGGGUAUUGUGUUUGUACCGAAAGUAAGUAGAAAUUUUUUUUUAUAUUUUGAGCUUUCUUGAAGCAUUUGUUUAUUAAUACAACUAAUCGAUUUACUAAUCGAUUUACUAAAUCGAUUAGUUGUCUGAUUUAAUUGCAUACUGAUUGAUUUAAAGACUGAGUGAUUGACUAACCAAUAGGUUGUCUGAUUAAUUGAUUAUGUCAUUGAUUGAUUAUCUGAUCGAUUGAUUAUCUGAUCAAUUGAUCGAUUGUAUGACUGAUUGAUUGAUUAUCUUAUUGAUCAUAUAUAUGAUUGAUUGGUUAUCUGACUAAUUGAUUAACUGAUUGAUCGAUUAUCUGACUGAUUGAUAACUGAUUAUUUUAUUGAUAAUCUAUCUGAUUGAUUAUCUGGCUGAUUAAUUAUCUGGCUGACUAAUUAUCUGGUAGAACGGCCAUGAUCGUACUCAUUAAAAUCUUCAUUAUCCAUUCUCAGAUAAUUGGCCUACAACGCAUAAUCAACUCGACAACGAACGAGUCGCUAGAAACAACAUACUCUGUAAAAAGUAGCGACGAUAAACAACCUCCAUGUUGCUGUUGCGAGGCAUGUAAGUGCAAGUGUUCUGGGAGGGACCGAAAAUCUUCCAUCCAUGUCAGCAAUAAAUUUUUAGCCGGAGCAUCGAGUAACCGAAGGAAGACCAGAACGGCCAGUAUUCCUAGUAUAAGCGUGACGAAACCCAAAGUCAGUGUUCAUAUUAAUGCGAGAGUUAGUUUAUCCACUUAUCCGAUUUCUGAGAGUCCGUCACCAAGUCCUGACGAGUCUACUCGAGUUGGGUUUCUGACAAACAAUGCAUAAUUGACGAAGGAAGCUUCUUCUUCUGGAGAAUUCAGUUCUCACUCUGAAGUCAUUUAACAGAAGGCAAUGGACAACACAGUCACCACUUAACAUCAGGGCGAGUGGUCAUAAAAAUUGUCAAAAUAUGUGGCGCUUUUCAAGCACUUUGGAAAUGUUCAUUCCUUUGUUCAUGCCGAUCUCAUUGUGCAAAUGUUCCUUGGCAUCAGCCUUACUGUGCCCUAAUGGUUAAACCUCAACCGCCAUUGCACAUCAACGUAUUUCAUCAUUGUCUCAAAUAGGAAACCUCUAAGACUAUAGUCUUCUAAUCUUUGUCUUCCAAAACAGAUAUCGCCUUUCAGUAUUCAAGGGUCCACCAAGGCACAGAUUAAGUAUAUACUUUUAAUCUAUGACCAAGGGUACCAGGGGAUACGGCUCCACCGCUACUUAAGGGGACUCGUUGAUUUUUUAAAUCCGAUACAAACGCCUGCGUCUGGCGGGCAUGCAAUGAACCCGCCAAAGAGUAAAUUGGGAUUAAUGAUAAAUUUUAUUGCAUUUUAAACCGUUCUCGUGUAAUUAAUUGACAUGCAUUCAUGUUCAACAAUGUCUUUUAUUAAACUAAAGAAAUACUCUUGAACCAUUUUCAUACUUUGGUCUUCUAGAAAAUAUCUUCGCCUUUUCUGCAAAAUUUCUACACUAUGGAAGUGUGCCAAACAUUGGAAAUGAAAUAUGUAACCAUUUUCCAGUGAUAGACGUUUUCAUAGGCUGGUUUACACCAUCAAAGUCGCUGUGAUCGCAGUAGGCACUCGGUGUUUAACAGUAAAUCAAUUCCCUCUAACAAAUGUGGUUAAACGUAGAUUUAAGCGAAGUUAACGGCAGAUGUAUCUAGCAGCGGGGAGCCCCUGACGUCACUUAGAACUGUUGCAAUUCUCACGCAUCUGUCACUUUGCUACAGCUUGGCUAGCCAGCUACAACUGCUCUUUCGCUCUGUUCCCCUUCGCCCCCACCCUGGUUAAUGUUUGUUGAUACUCGGGUUAAUUUCUUUAUUUUUGUUUUAGCUUUGUUUUUUGUUGUUUCGUUUGGGUUGUUUUUUGGAGUUUUUUUAUAGGAUACAAUCUAUAGACUACUAUAGAAUGCGUCCUUUUUCCACUGAUCAUCAGUGUGACAGGUGCCGGAGGUCUGCCUUGGCAGAAUUGUCAUGGCAAACUCCUAUUGCUACUAUAAUUAGCCUUAUUAUUACGUUUUUUGCUGUUUUGCCAUAGCUGUUUGCCAUUGCUGUUUGCCAGUUUUGCCAUUUGCCAGUUUGCCAUAAAUGUUUGCCAGUGUUUUGCUUAAUGUUUGCCAUUGCUGUCAUUUGUCUGACAAGGCUAGAUCGCCGACUACACCACGGCACCUACCUCCAAACUCAGAUACUCUGCCGUUAAUUCGUGCAAACCAUUAAAAACGUAGAAUUUACCUAUGCAAAAUUCCUACUGUAGUCAUUGAAACUUUGAUAGUGUAAAUCGAUUCUUAUUGUUUAAUUUAAGUAAUUUUACAUAUAUGACUGAUAUCCAAAUUUCUCAUAAAAUAGUAAAAAUACUCUUUUUAGACUUUAGUGUAUAUUUCUUCUGAAUGAAGAAUUCCAUUUUAAUCACUUUUAUGAUUCAUUCUGCUU